This is a messenger RNA of Vitis vinifera (wine grape), 3307 nucleotides long. Its product is annotated as G-type lectin S-receptor-like serine/threonine-protein kinase At4g27290. The transcript is spliced from 11 exons. The record is from RefSeq and is a predicted model, not a curated record. Gene Ontology annotation, biological process: recognition of pollen; protein phosphorylation. NCBI's taxonomy places the organism in Eukaryota, Viridiplantae, Streptophyta, Magnoliopsida, Vitales, Vitaceae. Gene Ontology annotation, molecular function: ATP binding; protein serine/threonine kinase activity. Bases 985 to 2985 code for a protein of 666 amino acids.
CAAAUUACCCGCAGCUUAAAACGAAAACGAAGACAUUCAUCCAAACGGUCCUCCGCCUUCUUCAUUUUCUUCAUCACAGCCACACUGAUCCUAGACAAGCCCCAAUCCCCUUUCUUCAACUCGCUCACAAAUCUAUCUCUCUUUUUCUCAGUCCCAAUGAACAAGGCCAUGGCUCCCUUUAUACCACAAUUUCCAUUGCAGCUUCUGAUCGGAGAGCGGGAUCCCUGGACACAAUGUGGUGGAGAAGUGGCAACCAUGGGCGGCGGUGGAACGAUCAGCAGGUCAGUGUUGCUUUCCCCAGAUUGCUUGAGGAAAUGCUCUUGCCCUGCUUUUGCAGAGUUAGAUACGGAGGAGAAAGUUUGAUUGGAACGGAGUGACGGUGCAUUGCCUCAAUCGAAAGCAUACGCUCAAUGCGAAUUAUUCCUCAGUUUGAAGGAAACUAUGCUAAUUCUUAGGGUGGGAAAAGAGAAGUAGAAGAUGGCUUGGGAAGCACAUAAGAUGGAGUUUGAAGGAAGCUAGACCAAACCUUUUUAGGGAGGGGGGCGAAGAGAAUUAAAAAUUGACUUGGGAAGGACAUAAGGAGACACCAUAACUGUUGAUCUAGUAAUUAGAGAUGGGGAGACCAUAACUUCUGUUGGUGGGAGCUUCGAACUGGGUUUUUUCAGCCCAGUUGAUUCCAAUAAUCGAUAUGUGGGGAUAUGGUACAAGAAGGUUUCUACUAGAACUGUGGUAUGGGUUGCCAACAGAGAAUUUCCUCUCAGUGGCUCAUCAGGAGUCCUGAAGGUCACGGACCAGGGAACUCUUGUCGUUCUCAAUGGUACUAAUGGCAUCAUUUGGUCUUCUAAUUCAUCGCAACCUGCAAUAAAUCCAAAUGCGCAGCUUUUGGAGUCUGGAAAUCUUGUUGUGAAGAAUGGUAAUGAUAGUGACCCGGAAAAGUUUCUAUGGCAGAGUUUUGAUUAUCCUUGUGAUACUGUUCUACCAGGCAUGAAGUUUGGAAGGAACACUGUGACAGGCUUAGAUCGGUACUUAUCUUCAUGGAAGAGCACUGAUGAUCCUUCUAAAGGUAAUUUUACAUACCGGGUUGAGCCUAGUGGAUUUCCACAACUGAUUCUGAGGAGUGGCUUAGCUGUGACUUUUCGCUCUGGCCCAUGGAAUGGCCUUCGAUUUAGUGGGUUUCCUGAAAUAAGGUCAAAUCCAGUUUAUAAAUAUGCUUUUGUUGUGAAUGAAGAGGAGAUGUAUUAUACUUAUGAGCUUGUUAACAGCUCUGUUAUUUCGAGGCUGGUGUUAAAUCCAAACGGAUACGUGCAGCGUUUCACAUGGAUUGAUCGAACACGUGGGUGGAUCCUUUACUCAUCUGCACAGAAGGACGACUGUGACAGUUAUGCAUUGUGUGGUGCAUAUGGCAGCUGCAACAUUAACCAUUCUCCAAAAUGUACAUGUAUGAAAGGAUUUGUGCCAAAGUUCCCCAAUGAAUGGAACAUGGUGGAUUGGUCAAAUGGAUGUGUUCAGAGCACUCCACUGGAUUGUCACAAGGAUGAGGGGUUUGUAAAGUACUCUGGUGUGAAACUGCCUGACACACGAAACUCCUGGUUUAAUGAAAACAUGAGUCUCAAGGAGUGUGCCUCUAUGUGCUUAAGGAACUGCUCUUGCACUGCUUAUGCAAACUCAGAUAUCAGGAAUGGAGGAAGUGGAUGCUUGCUCUGGUUUGGUGAUUUGAUUGAUAUCAGAGAGUUUGCUGAAAAUGGACAAGAGUUGUAUGUAAGGAUGGCUGCAUCAGAAUUAGAUGCCUUUUCUAGCUCAAAUAGCAGCUCCAAGAAGAGACGAAAGCAGAUCAUUAUCAUCUCUGUAUCAAUUUUGGGGGUGCUUCUCCUAAUCGUAGUCUUGACUUUGUACAUUGUGAAGAAGAAGAAGCUAAAGAGAAACAGAAAAAUUAAACACCAUUUGAAAGGAGAUGAAGCGAAUGAAAGCCAAGAGCAUCUAGAAUUACCACUAUUUAACUUGGCUGCAUUACUGAGUGCUACUAAUAACUUUUCAAGUGACAAUAAGCUUGGAGAGGGUGGUUUUGGACCUGUCUACAAGGGAAUAUUGCAAGAAGGACAAGAAAUAGCUGUAAAGAGACUGUCAAAACAUUCUAGACAAGGACUAAAUGAAUUCAAAAAUGAAGUUGAAUCCAUUGCGAAACUUCAGCAUCGAAAUCUUGUGAAGCUUCUUGGAUGUUGCAUUCAUGGCAGUGAAAGAAUGUUGAUCUAUGAAUACAUGCCCAACAAAAGCUUGGAUUUCUUCAUUUUUGAUCCAAUGCGAGGUGUGGUACUGGAUUGGCCUAAGCGCUUUGUCAUUAUCAAUGGGGUUGCUCGGGGGCUUCUUUAUCUUCAUCAAGACUCCAGACUAAGAGUCAUCCAUAGAGAUCUCAAAGCCGAAAAUGUUUUACUAGAUAAUGAGAUGAGCCCAAAAAUUUCAGACUUUGGCAUAGCAAGAAGUUUUGGGGGAAAUGAAACUGAAGCAAAUACAACAAGAGUGGCUGGAACAUUAGGUUACAUGUCCCCAGAGUAUGCAACUGAAGGAUUGUAUUCGACAAAAUCAGAUGUUUAUAGCUUUGGUGUUUUGAUGCUAGAGAUUGUGACUGGGAAGAGGAACAGGGGAUUUUUUCAUCUAGACCACAGAUAUAACCUUCUUGGACAUGCGUGGACACUCUAUAUGAAAGGUAGGUCUUUAGAACUUAUCAAUCCAUCGAUGGGGGAUACCUGCAAUCUAUCUGAAGUGCUCCGCGCAAUCAAUGUGGGCCUACUGUGUGUACAACGUUUCCCCAAUGAUCGACCAAGCAUGCAUUCUGUGGUUCUGAUGUUGGGGAGUGAGGGUGCACUGCCUCAGCCUAAAGAGCCUUGUUUUUUCACAGAAAAGAAUGUAGUGGAAGCAAACCCUUUCCCAGGCGAGCACAUGCUAUAUUCAGGAAGUGAAACCUCCAUUACACUAUUGGAGGCUCGAUAGAAAACCUUUCAUCUUUAUAUUCUCUUUGGUCUCAAGGUUGCAGCUCAAUUUCUUCUCUUAUGAGCAGAUUUAUGUUCCAAUUCGAGUUUAAUCUAAGAUGCAAGCUUGACAAUACGAAUUAUCCCGACAUAGGUGGGAAAAUGGGUAUUUUCUUAAAAAAUGUACCAGCCAUCGGUAGGUUUGGUCUUUCUCUCAGCUUUCAAUUAUUUCAAAGGGCGGUUUGGCCUCUCUCUGGCAUUCUUUAAAUGAGAGUAAUAUUGUAAAAUUUUAACAUGAUGGCACCAAGAAUAGACAGGAAGGAAUCCGCAUCUCAUGCAUCUUA